GCCCUCGGUUCGCGAGUCUUCUCCCCAGCAUCAUCCAUCCCCUCCCCUCCCCAAGUCAGUCAUAAACCCAAGUCGGACUCGCCUUCCUCCUCCUCCCCAACCACUCCGCUCUUCCGCCGCGCAUCGCACCGGGGGGUCACCUGAGAUCACAUACACAAUGGUGAAGGCUGUAGCUGUGCUUACCGGCAGCGAGGGUGUCAAGGGCACCAUCUUCUUCACCCAGGAGGGAGAUGGCCCAACCACCGUGACGGGAAGUGUCACCGGACUCAAGGAAGGGCUUCACGGCUUCCAUGUGCACGCUCUUGGUGACACCACCAACGGCUGCAUGUCAACUGGACCGCACUUCAACCCCGCUGGUCAUGUGCAUGGGGCACCCGAAGAUGAAAUCCGCCAUGCUGGUGACCUCGGAAAUGUGACAGCUGGAGCGGAUGGUGUUGCUAACAUCAAUGUUACUGACUGCCAUAUCCCCCUUGCUGGACCACAUUCAAUCAUUGGCCGUGCUGUUGUCGUCCAUGGUGAUGCUGAUGAUCUUGGCAAGGGUGGACAUGAGCUUAGCAAGAGCACUGGAAACGCUGGGGCGCGCGUUGCUUGCGGGAUCAUCGGGCUCCAGGGCUAAGAUGCCGUCUUCGCAGGCUGAUGAAGGCCGUACAGAUCUUGGCACUUGAAGGACACCGACUUGCAAUUGCUAUCUAUUUUAAAUAAGCACACCAUCUAUGAUCGCUUUUUAGUGUGCAUCAUUUGUGUCGAUUCCUAUGUGAACUUUCAUAUCACUGUCAUUUGGCUUUUUGAGUUGCGUGACUGGAACAGUUCAGUUCUGUCAAGUGCUUGUGGAUGUGCUGUUGUUCUUAAUGCCGUUACCAGCUCUGGGCAUAUUCAGCGAACGAGAGAGAUUUCAGGUUUCAUUA
Hordeum vulgare subsp. vulgare (domesticated barley) is the source of this 905-nucleotide messenger RNA. Its product is annotated as superoxide dismutase [Cu-Zn] 4A. NCBI's taxonomy places the organism in Eukaryota, Viridiplantae, Streptophyta, Magnoliopsida, Poales, Poaceae. Gene Ontology annotation, biological process: removal of superoxide radicals. The transcript has 8 exons. The record is from RefSeq and is a predicted model, not a curated record. Gene Ontology annotation, molecular function: copper ion binding; superoxide dismutase activity. The coding region runs from base 158 to 616 and encodes 152 amino acids.